This is a messenger RNA of Neoarius graeffei (lesser salmon catfish), 1322 nucleotides long. It is a transcript of the gene dpm1, whose product is annotated as dolichyl-phosphate mannosyltransferase subunit 1, catalytic. Gene Ontology annotation, molecular function: dolichyl-phosphate beta-D-mannosyltransferase activity. The transcript has 9 exons. The record is from RefSeq and is a predicted model, not a curated record. Gene Ontology annotation, cellular component: endoplasmic reticulum membrane. Bases 49 to 801 code for a protein of 250 amino acids. Lineage: Eukaryota; Metazoa; Chordata; Actinopteri; Siluriformes; Ariidae. Gene Ontology annotation, biological process: GPI anchor biosynthetic process; protein O-linked glycosylation via mannose.
GGAUAUCUCUAGCUGACGGAAACUUCCGGGAGUUAAAAGUUAUCCAACAUGGUGAAUCGUAAGAGCAAUAAGAAGAACUCGGAAGACGCUGACAAAUAUUCAGUGCUGUUGCCGACAUACAAUGAACGGGAAAAUUUACCCCUGAUCGUGUGGCUGCUGGUGAAGUAUUUUGGCGAAAGCGGCUACAACUACGAGAUUAUUGUGAUCGAUGACGGAAGCCCUGAUGGGACACUACAGAUUGCGGAGCAGCUCCAGGAAAUCUACGGAGAGGAUAAGAUUGUCCUGAGACCAAGAGCAAAGAAAUUGGGUUUAGGGACUGCAUACAUCCACGGCAUUAAGCAUGCUACAGGAAACUUCAUUAUCAUUAUGGAUGCUGAUCUGUCUCAUCAUCCAAAAUUUAUUCCAGAAUUUAUUGAAAAACAGAAAGAAGGUGGAUAUGACCUUGUAUCUGGAACGAGGUAUAGAGGAGAUGGAGGCGUGUAUGGAUGGGACCUGCGCCGAAAGCUCAUUAGCCGUGGGGCGAAUUUCAUCACACAAGUGCUUCUGAGACCCGGAGCAUCAGAUCUGACCGGGAGCUUUAGACUUUAUAAGAGAGACGUACUGGAGCGCCUGGUGGAGCAUUGUGUAUCUAAAGGCUACGUUUUCCAGAUGGAGAUGAUCGUUCGUGCCCGACAGCUCGGUUACACCAUCGGAGAGGUUCCAAUCUCAUUUGUGGAUCGUGUUUAUGGAGAGUCCAAACUGGGAGGAAAUGAAAUUGUCUCUUUCCUGAAAGGAUUACUCACACUUUUUGCUACAACAUGAUUCGAUCGCUGGCUCUGUGGCCUGGUGUGUGAUGUGGUGGGUUCAUAAGACCACCUUCACAUCCACACUGCACUCACCACCUGCAUUCUGCCUCAUGGUUCUAGUGUAAUUAAAGAGCCCGUGUUUACAAACUAGCUGACACUACAAAUUACCAUCUCAAGUGGAGUCUUAUGUUCUGUUUUGACCAGGUUUUAAUGGUUCGUUUUAGGAAAGGGCUUCUUUUCUGAUCGCAUAACCUGCUACAGUUUAUAGAUAUGUUUGUGUUUACUUGCUUAGUGCUGUUAAACAUAUGCACCACAUAAGUCUCAGAAUUGGUAUCAGGACCAAAUUUGCAUGAAUUAUGCAAGAAAUUGUAUCCUUAUUGACAUUCAGGUAGUAAAAAAGAUCUUUUUGAAUUUCCUGUGUUUUGUUGUCCGACGUUACGCGAGAUGUUUAUAUUUUGAGUAGCAUCGGUAUGGAAAGGUAAGAAGGAUGCUGAAAUGCAUGAUGUUGCUGAUAAAUAAAACUUUUUUUUCCACAAA